AGCAAGCCAAAAAAUUGGUGGAUUUAUUACUUCCAUAUCUUCAAAAGUUACCUCGAUUUGUUACCGAACAAACAAAAGCACAUAUUUUGAGAAUAAUUACAAAAUUUUUACACAUCAUUCCAGGAUUCGAGCCAUCCAAUGAAUUAUUUACAAAAUAUUAUGAUCUUAUUUCUAAAGAGCUUUCUACGCUUCGCUCGCGAGAAUGCCGUGAUCUUUUGAUUGAAGUUCUCGAAGAAUUUUCAAAAUUAGAUAAUACUUUGCAGGAAACGGUAGAAUUUAUUAAAGAUAUUAAUUCUUUCUCGACAAUUAGAUUAAAUGAACCGGACUUUGAAAGACGAUUAGAUGCUUUUAAUC
Racocetra fulgida is the source of this 354-nucleotide messenger RNA. The record is from the annotation of a GenBank genome assembly. NCBI's taxonomy places the organism in Eukaryota, Fungi, Glomeromycota, Glomeromycetes, Diversisporales, Gigasporaceae.